This is a messenger RNA of Miscanthus lutarioriparius, 2202 nucleotides long. The record is from the annotation of a GenBank genome assembly. NCBI's taxonomy places the organism in Eukaryota, Viridiplantae, Streptophyta, Magnoliopsida, Poales, Poaceae.
AUGUCAGACUUUGUCGGGAGUAGAUAUGAUAAGCAAGAAGAUUUUCAAGUUUUGUUGAGCAAGAAAGAUCCUGGAGAACCACCUCAGCACAAGCAUUACCUGUGGAUGGCACACUGGACCAAAGCAAGCAGCAGUGCAGAACCCCGAAACAACAAUGUCAGCAAUCCUUUGGAGGAUAUCAACAAGGGCACCACUGCAAAAGAUAGUCAGACUUUGCCUUAUGAAUUCAUGAAAUCUACAGUUGCUGAACGGCUCAUGAAUAGUGAACAGGUUGAUGAGUCUUUUGAAAAAUCUAUGAAGAAGGAUGCUGUGAACUUGCAAGCCAGGGCAGUUGUGUCAGAAACAUAUUCUAUUCACAAGCUUUCAGAGUUACCGUUGGAUUUUCAGAACCUUGGGAGCUCAGAUGAUCCAAGUCCAGAUUGGAGCCACUUUCCAAUGUUCGAAAUUAAUCGAAAGAUUGACAGUAUUCUCAACCGUAAACGAAGGUCUGCAGCACUUGGUCCUGCACCUCUGAAUCUAAAUGUGUCUGCAUCCCAUGUGAUGGCUCUAUCGUCACAAGAAUACAUGAUGCACUCACAUCAAAUAGCUGACGAGAACAUGGAUACGUGCAAACCUGCAGAAGGCUUUGCAUCUCGCAUAGAAGAUCCUGCUGGCCUCAAUUCAGAUCCUUCAGGGCCAAAGUUAAAAGGACAAUUAUCGGAUACCAUGUCAUGUUCUUGCAGCAAGGAUGACAACAACUCAGCAGAUUGUCCAAUAGAUGAGCAGCAUACAAGCCACUAUUUUGCAAACUCAAAGCAUGAACUACCCUCUGUAUCUAACGAAAAGAAGUUCAAGUUUGCAGGAAACAACCACAAUCGAAUUGUUGCAAGUGAGGCCCACAAUCUGAAGACAAGAAGAUCUGUUGUCCAUAAACAACAAAGUGCUGCAGAGGCAAUGUUCUGUGCACCAGUACUUGGUAGUGAGUUUCAGAAUGAACCAAUAACUAUUUCUACCAUCGGCAAGAAGGAUGGUGAAAAUUUUCAUGAGAUGUAUAAAUCUCAUGGCAAGGCUGUUUCGUGUUCUUUGUUACCUUAUGAGCAUCAUCGUCAUCUCAAAACACAGAGAACGGAAUCUGCAGGAAAUCUGAAAGUCUGCACGUUACCUGAUCAAACUGCAAAUAAAUUGACAGAAAAGAGUAAUGGUGAGCUGCUGACAUAUGGACCAAAGUCAAAGGAAAUGUAUACAGGUUCUUGUAACCGAAGAAGGCCCUAUUUAUUCGAAAAGUUAACGGUUCCUUCCAAAUCACAAAGUGCAUAUCCUAAAAAUUCUGUGUCUCCAGGAAAAUCUAGCGGCUUUGGAGUUUGUAUGUACGGCACCAAUAUUGGCAGUCGGUUAUUCAGAGCACAGAAUCAAUCUUCAGCUAAGACUGAAACAUUGCACAGUGAUACUCUUAUUGGGUCCAAAUCCUCAGCAGGCAUUGCUUCAUUGCCGGCACAAAAGGAUUACGGUUGCCCAAACGAAGCAAAAAGUGAGCAGCUAGCAGCUCCGUCCAAGAGACGAGAUUCAGGAUACAGUAAAGAAGAUGGAACCCAUAAUGUCAAGGAAGGUCAUGAUGUUUCGUCCAAAGCAACCAUUGGUAGUAAGCAAUCGUGCAUGCCCGGAACAGGAAUCACGAACCUAGAUCUCAUACUUUCCCAAAUGAGCAGAAUGAGAAAUCAAAUUUCCAGUGGUAUAAUUCAACCACCAAUAGGUGCCGAGCCAAGUGAUAGAUGGCUCAAGCGCCUACAGCUUGACAUAUCAGAUCCUGACAUGCCUGGUUCCAAGAGGCCAAAAGUUGCAGACAGCCCUCCACUCAGGCAAAUAAAUCGUUCUUUUGACAUGGCACUUCCUUGCAACAGGACUGACACUGGAGCAAUCGAUCGUGUUAAGGAGGACCAGAUCUUGGAUGAAGGGAAAAAAUUGCAAGAAACGCAAGAAAGAACCCCAAUUCUAGAGAAGAGCGUGAAUAGUUGGAUAAGAAGAUGGUGCCAGGGUGGCACUCCAGUUUUCCAUGAAGACCCAGGCCAGGGAAGGCAAGCAACAAAGCCUGGCCGGUUAUCCGAAGAACUUGAAGGUCAGUUCCCAAGCAUUGCAGCGAUGGCGAUGAUGGGGCGAGCGAUGAACAAGCUUCGGCCAUGCGAGCAUCAGAAGAAGGGGCCAUUUGUGGUGUGGAAGACAGAUUGA